This is a messenger RNA of Camelina sativa (false flax), 1974 nucleotides long. RefSeq lists its product as uncharacterized. Lineage: Eukaryota; Viridiplantae; Streptophyta; Magnoliopsida; Brassicales; Brassicaceae. The record is from RefSeq and is a predicted model, not a curated record.
UAUAAUUUAAUUUUUCCAAAAACUAUUUACUUAUAAAUUUAUUUAAUUUAGUUAUUUCAAAAUCUAAAACUAGGCCCAAAUACAAUUGAAUUGAGCUAGGCCAAAUCCAAUUACAUUCUCUAAACCUAUCUUCUUCCUACUCUCUUCGACAAAACCUAUCUUCUUCUUACUCUCUUCCACGAAACCCUAAAACCGCAUAACUCAUCUCCUCUCAUUCUCUCUUCUCUAUCUCUCUUCUCAGUCUCUCUUCUCAAUCGUCAUUCUCUCUUCUCAGUCUCUCUUCUCAAUCAUCACACGAUGCCUAAUCGAGGAAGAAAGAGAAAACUUGUUCGUAAUGUUUCUCAGAUUCUCGGAGGGUCAAGACUACGGCCUACCAAUCUACCCAGUCAGUACGACUUCACGCCGGCAGUCCAAGCUCCUCCUCCGCAGCAGACACCUGAAGAAGAAGUCCCCAUUUUGCCACGACAACCAACGCAAUCCCAGAUCCGGGACUAUCCUCCGCCUCAACAACUAUUUCAGGACUCCUUUACUCGCCAACCUCAACCUCAAGUACGCCGGUCUCCUUCAGAAGAAGUUAACUACAAUCCAGCAACUCAUGCAACUCUUCAAGAUGACCCUCCGCCUUCUCCAGUUCAACUCUCUCAGACUCGUAGUCAUCCAUCGCAUCCAUCGUCUCAAGGCAAAAACUUCGAAGAAGAAACUGCUGCGGUGUUGCCGGAACUCCAAGAGGACGUGGCUCAGGCUCUAAAUGCCCUGCUUCUGGUACCAAACAGGGAUAAGUUCACCACGGUCCUCUCUCCCACACCCAUACCGAACACCCAAUGGUUUACUCGCGACAAAGGAUCGAAACUUGUUCGGAAGAUUACUAAAAUUCUUCUAAACAAAUACGAAGGUCCCUUCUACAGCUGGACAUGUUUGCCGCGGGAAAAAAAAGAGAGAUACUUCCUUGAGUUCACGAAAACCCACACUUGGGAUCCUUUGAUAACUGGGACUGUUCAGGCUUAUUUUGAGGAAAUCAGUCAAAAGCGGAUCAAAGACAUGGUUAGCACUGUGAGGACUAGUCGAGUUCAACCAAACUGGAUUGGAAACACUCUCUGGAGAACGAUGGAGGAUUACUAGGACACUGAAGAAGCACAACAAAAGAGUAAAACCUACUCUGAUGCCCGUAUGUCUGAACAUAACGGCCUAGGUCCUCACGUCCACCUCUCAGGGCCAAAGUCAUAUCAACAGCUUCAAGACGAAAUGGUUGAGGAAUUGGGAAGAGAAGUCCGACUUGGUGAGGUUUUUAUCAAGGCACAUACAAAGCCUGAUGGUACAUAUGUUGAUCGGAAGGCAGAGAAGAUUGCAGAAACAUAUGAGAAGACUGUUCAAGAAAGGUUGUCUCAGCUCGAGGCGGAGUCUUUUGCUGUGUCAGAUGGAGAAUCACGGCCACGGGACCUCACAACAGAAGAAUAUACAUAAAUUUUCCUUGAGUCCACUGAGAAGGAUUCAAGAGGAACACCUUAUGGAGUUGGAAGCCUCAAGGACUGCCUUGUCAAUGGAAAGCACAAGCAAGCAUGUGGCUCUUCUACCUUUGUGGCUCUCGAAGAACAGUUAAAGAAAGCUCAACGCAUGAUAGAAGAACAGGCUGCUCAACUGCAGUGGCGUGAUGCAGAAAUUGCUGCGCGUGAAGCUGAGCAAUCCAAAGUUAUUGCUGCCCAGAAGGACAAGAUUGACCAAUUCUCCGUCGUGGAGGAGUUUCUGAGGGAAUGUGAUCCGCCAUUUCAGAAUUUCGUUGCAAGCCAUUCAGCUAAAGAGACAACCACAUAACCUCUUCCCCAAAAUGACCCAACUCCAACUCCAUCAACAUCUGCUUAAUAGGUUACUCUGUCUUAACUCUUUUUGGAUGAACUCAAUCUCACUCUUUUCGGAUGAACUCUAUCUCUUCUUUUGGAUGACCUAUAUCACUCUUUUUUGGAUGAACUCAUUCCCACU